AUGUCAUUUUCAACAAUUCUUCUUAUCCUCUCAAUUCUAAUUGCUUCAGAAGCACAUCCACAAUUUCGCAAAUUGGUAUGCAUAACGAAAGAUCUAUCCAGAAAAAAUGGCAAAGAAGCAUCAAAAUGUCAUUUAGUGUUGAAAGAUACGGAAUAUGAAGAACCAGGUCGAGCAGCACCGAAAGAAGCUGGAUGUUUUACGGAAAAAUACAACGCAACAAUCAGCCGUGUUUUUUGCGAUAUUUUCUGUCCCAAUGCCCAUACGGUCUUUCAUUCAGCAUUCGAACUAUUUCAUCCUUCUUGUUUUCAGUACCAUAAUUAUCAAUUGGUGGAGCGUGGAAACGACUGGUAUAUAUGGAGGUCUGAUCGGUGCUUGAAUUCAACGGCGACAUUUUAUUUCGGAUGCAAAUUCAACGAACCCUUCCGCAAGAAGUACCCAAAGGAUGGCGAAAUUUUUAAAAUUUUACAGGGCCGACGAAAAACUUAGUUCAAAUUCAAAAUAUACGCCCUGUUGAAUGUAACAUAUAGAAUUGUACUAACAGAAUUCGCAUGGUGAUCAUAAUGCUAUGUAUUUUGUGGAAGUUGGCGAUGAGAAAUAAAGCUGAA
Loa loa (African eye worm) is the source of this 605-nucleotide messenger RNA. RefSeq lists its product as hypothetical. The record is from RefSeq and is a predicted model, not a curated record. The coding region runs from base 1 to 486 and encodes 161 amino acids. NCBI's taxonomy places the organism in Eukaryota, Metazoa, Nematoda, Chromadorea, Rhabditida, Onchocercidae. The transcript has 5 exons.